This is a messenger RNA of Ornithorhynchus anatinus (platypus), 2032 nucleotides long. RefSeq names its product thyroid hormone receptor interactor 4 (gene TRIP4). The transcript is spliced from 13 exons. NCBI's taxonomy places the organism in Eukaryota, Metazoa, Chordata, Mammalia, Monotremata, Ornithorhynchidae. Gene Ontology annotation, biological process: positive regulation of DNA-templated transcription. Bases 39 to 1826 code for a protein of 595 amino acids. Gene Ontology annotation, cellular component: nucleus. Gene Ontology annotation, molecular function: transcription coactivator activity; zinc ion binding. The record is from RefSeq and is a predicted model, not a curated record.
GCGGCGGCCCGCGGGCCCGGCUGCUUCCGGUGGGGAAGAUGGCGGCCAGGGCGGCCGCGGCCGGAGCGGUGGCGGAGGAAGAGGAGGAGGACAUGGAGGCCCGCGGUCUCCUCCGGGCCUGGAGCAUGCAGCAGUUGCGAGACACGUUCGGCCUGGACGUCAGCGAGGAGAUUGUGCAGUAUGUAUUGUCGAUCGAGAAUGCUGACGAGAUCCGCGAGUACGUCACCGAUCUCCUUCAAGGAAACGAGGGUAAAAAGGGGCAGUUCAUAGAAGAGCUCAUAACUCGGUGGCAAAGAAAUGGUCAAAGAUCGUUUUCCGACCCUCCUCAGAUGUACCGAAAAAAGGAUGAAGUUUCAGAUGGACAGAGACCUGGGGACCUGUUGAAGAAGGGUAGACGCAAAGGGAGAAACAGGCAGGAAGCGCCUGCGUUUGUCGAACCUGACUGUGCCGUAGAGGAAGUCAAAACGCCCUUUGAUUUGGCUAAGGCACAAGAGCACAGCACCUCGACCAAAAAGAAGACAAAGUACGUCAGCCUGUAUACCACCGAGGGACAGGACAGGCUGGCCGUCCUGCUCCCCGGCCGCCACCCCUGCGAGUGUCUGGGCCAGAAGCACAAGCUCAUCAACAACUGUCUGACCUGCGGGCGGAUCGUCUGUGAGCAAGAGGGCUCCGGGCCCUGUUUGUUCUGUGGGUCUCUGGUGUGUACACGGGAAGAACAGGACAUUCUGCAGCGGGAUUCAAACAAGAGCCAAAAGCUGCUGAAGAAGCUUAUGGCAGGAACUGAGAAUUCCGGGAAGGUGGACUUACUCAACAAGGAUCUCCUUCCUCGUCAGGAAUCUCGAAUUAAGACCGGUCUGGAGAAGGCAGUGAAGCACAAGGAUAAAUUGCUAGAGUAUGAUAGGACCAGCGUGCGGCGAACCCAAGUCAUUGAUGAUGAGGCAGAUUACUUUGCCACCGACUCAAAUCAGUGGCUGUCCAAGGUGGAACGAGAAGCUCUUCAAAAACGGGAGCAGGAGCUGCGAGACCUACGCCACGCCUCCCGCCUCUCCAAAAAGAUCACCAUCGACUUUGCUGGGCGGCAGAUCCUGGAGGAACAAGGAACUCUGGCAGAAUAUCACAGCAAGCUGGAUGAGACCAUCCAGGACAUUAACUCUGGAACCUUGAACAAGCCAGUUCCCAAGCUAAAGCGAACCUCAGGAGAGCCCUUGGGGGUUCUGGUAAAUCCAUAUCUGCACCAGCCUGCUCCCCUGUGGGUGGACCAGACAGGCUCAGCCCCUCAGCGAAAGAGUCUGCAUUCUGCGGAAUCCAAGAUGGAGCCCAACCCGGAUCGGAGCAGGCUGAGAAUCCAGGAUAGAGAAUUGCAGGAGAUUGCCGACGACGGCUGGUGCCUCAGCAUGCAUCAGCCGUGGGCCUCGCUUCUUGUCAGAGGAAUUAAACGGGUAGAGGGCCGAACCUGGUACACCUCCCACAGAGGGCGACUGUGGAUAGCGGCCACAGCCAAAAGACCCUCCCCUCAAGAAAUUUCAGAGCUCCAGGCUACGUAUCGCCUUCUUCUUGGAAAAGAUUUGGCAUUUCCCAGUGAUUAUCCAUCCGGUUGUCUCCUUGGCUGUGUGGACCUGACUGACUGCUUAUCUCAAGAGCAAUUUAAGGAACAGCACCCGGACCUCAGUCAAGAAUCUGAUUCUCCGUUCGUCUACCUCUGCACAAAUCCCCAGGAAAUGAUCGUGAAGUUUCCCAUCAAAGGAAAACACAAGAUCUGGAAACUGGACUCCAAGAUCCAUCAAGGAGCGAAGAAGGGGUUAAUGAAGCAGAAGGCAACCGUCUGACCCAGCGGGGAAAGAACCUCCGUUGGUAGGGCAGAAAGAAGCCUGGGACUCUGGUUUCCUCCUCGUUUUCCCUCCGGAAGCCGAGCCGGUGGAAGUACCCAGCGAGGAAUCUCAGCGACCGUAAACUCCUCGGCAGGGUGGAAUCUUUCGCCGAGUCCAUGGGCCAGACCGUGUAUACCGUGUGUAUAAAAACCAUUUGAAAAGUU